ACAUAUGGGCCUAUGAUGGUUGUUGUUAUUUAGCUUCAAAGAACGUAUUGGAAUCCAAAAAUGCUUGCCUGCGUAAAAAUAUAAAUGAGAUUUAUUUAAAUUAUAAAUGAAUAAAUGUAGGCUAUUUCAUAUCUGCUUUGUUUAUUUCCGCUGAAUUUGCUAAUGAUUUCUCAGGACUUACAUCAGCGUUUGGGUGAGAAUGGAAACAGAAAGUGACUAAGUUUUCAGAAACGAAACAUUAUUUUGAGGCAGGGCUUGAUGCCAUAUAUAUUCAUGCCUUUGCACAGUGUAAUCAGAUGCAUUGUACUUGAUUUCGGUGCGGUUUACCAGUCCUACUUUUUGAAGAAAGCAAUUCAGCGAAAGCUAUUCAGCAAAUUGAACCACCAGCCCGAUAAUGGAACUGACAAUAAAACUAGAAGUUCCGAAGACACUGGAAGUGAGCGGUGAAGCCACAGUCGGCGAACUCAAGCAGCGCAUCUCUCAGCUCUUCGGAGAGCCUCCUUACAGACAGAAGCUUUCUGCCGAUAAUGGUACCCGCAUCAGCCUCGAGGAUGAUUCCAGAACCCUCAGCAGUUACGGGUUGCACUCUGGAUCUGUGGUGAGUCUGCUCUUCACCAAACCUGCACCUUUCCAAGUGUUCGUCAAGAAUGAGAAAGGCCAGAUUGGAAGGUAUGAAGUUGAUGUCAAUGAGACCGUCGAUCAGCUCCAGACUAAGAUCUUCAACAAAGAGAGAGUCCCAAAGGAUCAGCGAAGACUGGUUUACAACGGAAGAGAGCUGGAGCCUGGAAGGAAGUUGCAAGACUACAACAUCGAACCACUAAGCACCAUUUACCUGAAUUUCCGUCUGCGAGGAGGUUGAUCGGUGAAAUGUGUGCAAAAACGACUAAAGAAAGUGUUGUCAUGAAUUGUGUAAAGUUAUGUAUAUAUUGUAGGCCUAUUACUCCCUAUCAGAAUGUUGUCGUUUAAUAUAUUUUUUGGGUGAUUGAUAAAACGUAGUAAUUGGGGAACAAUGUGUUAAGAGCUCAUGUCAUUCCACUGUAGGUCUACCUAUUUAUCUGCAUUUAUAGCUGUGGUACCCAUCUUAUGUCGUUAUUCUGAUCUUGAACUGUAACUAAAAUAAUAAAAUGCUCGAAUCAU
This is a messenger RNA of Carassius gibelio (silver crucian carp), 1137 nucleotides long. RefSeq lists its product as uncharacterized. Gene Ontology annotation, biological process: modification-dependent protein catabolic process; protein ubiquitination. Gene Ontology annotation, cellular component: nucleus; cytoplasm. Lineage: Eukaryota; Metazoa; Chordata; Actinopteri; Cypriniformes; Cyprinidae. The coding region runs from base 395 to 859 and encodes 154 amino acids. The record is from RefSeq and is a predicted model, not a curated record. Gene Ontology annotation, molecular function: protein tag activity; ubiquitin protein ligase binding. The transcript has 3 exons.